UAAUGAUUACAAACCUGGUAUUUUUGUUUUGUAUUUUUCAUUAACAAGUUAUGUUUUGUUACAGAAUAAUUACCAGGGCAUCAUAACACAUCACAGGUGACGGUAUACAAGCAUGUCGGUGUUCCCGCGAGGUUACGAGUGCUGCCGCCCUAUGCCAAGAUAUGGGGUCGUACGGGGCGAAUGGAGCAUCUACCACAAGAGACCCCCUUGUGGCCAGCCACGACCACAACCCUUCCAAAGAGAAUGCACUCCCUGUUGCUUCGGACCUUCCAACGCACCAUGCGAAAGGCCAUGCUGCUACGACUACCCUUGCAAGGCGCAUUGCUUCAACCACGGGGCCUGCACACGGCCCAGCGGUCGAUAUGCUCGCACUGUUUGGUAUCCUGGUGAAUGUUGUCCUUGCGUGCCUCCUUGCCAAGCAUUCACCUGCCCGAACCCACCCUACCAUCCCUGCUGUUACCACACGUGCAACAAACACGUCUAAAAGUAAAUAUUGCAUUGAGAACCGCAUCGUUCCAAAUUCUAAAGCGAACAAAUUC
Pectinophora gossypiella (pink bollworm) is the source of this 539-nucleotide messenger RNA. Its product is annotated as sperm mitochondrial-associated cysteine-rich protein-like. The record is from RefSeq and is a predicted model, not a curated record. Lineage: Eukaryota; Metazoa; Arthropoda; Insecta; Lepidoptera; Gelechiidae. The coding region runs from base 113 to 484 and encodes 123 amino acids. The transcript is spliced from 2 exons.